Photinus pyralis (common eastern firefly) is the source of this 4580-nucleotide messenger RNA. RefSeq lists its product as uncharacterized. The record is from RefSeq and is a predicted model, not a curated record. NCBI's taxonomy places the organism in Eukaryota, Metazoa, Arthropoda, Insecta, Coleoptera, Lampyridae.
GGUCCAAGGCGAAAAUGCCACCGCGGAUGUGUCCUCUUUGGACAAGUUCCUGGAGGAGAUUGUGGGUGGUUCUGCUAAGGACGACGUGGAAACGCCCGUCAAUUGCCUGAACGAGGUCGCCGAAAAAAUGCAGGAGGAGGUGAUUCCGGAACUGACCGCUGCGGAAGCGAGCCCGGUCUCUAUGUGCGCGACCGAGGACGUGGAAGAAGAAGCGCGACAGGUGGAUGAAGCAAUUCCACACGAGGAGGCAAGCGUGACUGAGGAGCCGGCAGCAAUCGAACAAACCGAAGAGGGGCUGGAGAAUGAGAUUUCUCUCAGUGCGGCUCUUACAACCGACAAAGUCGACGAAAUCGAAACUCUCCCCGCCACAGCUCUUUUGGCCGAGGAGCGAGCAAGUGAGAGUGUUGAAGAACCGGAGGCAAGCGAGAUGGUAGACGAAAUGGAAACUCCACCCGCUCCAACACUUGUCGAAAAGGGAGACGAAACCGACAUUCCGUCCAUCACAGCUCUCCCCGUCGAGGUCGAGAGUGAACCUGCGAGCAGAGAGGAGAGUGAUAUAGCUGAAAGCAGAUCGACAAGAGAUAAAACUCCACCGCUUGCGGUGGAUGAGCCUACGCCGGUUCUGAAUGUUGAUAGAAAGAGGUGGAGGAUGCAUAAAAUCGAAAGUGGGAGACGAUCAAAGAGAGAAGCAGUGGAAAAACGCGAGAGGAGGUUGAAGAGGUAUAAAACACAAAUCCGAGCCGAGACAAUCAGAGGUGUUGAGAAGAGGUGUAAGCGAGACAAAAUCGACAUACCACUCGAGAGAGCUGUGGCCGAAAUCUCGGUGGAGGAGACGGUUCAAAGUGAAAACAAUGAUAGCUCUAGGGGAGACAACGUCGCGAUUCUGUCAGAGGAGGCGAGUUUGGGGGAUUUGACCGAAAUCCCGCCGAAUACUGUGGAGGAGACGGAGGGGAAAAUUGAAAAAAAUGACAGGAGCUGGAAAAGAAAAUCUACCGAUGAGGAGGCGACCGCUUUACCUGAAAUUCCGCCGAAUGCAGAAGAAGAGGCCGACAAAAAUGAGGCGACGGCCCAAAACGAAAGGAUAUCGAAGGAGGAUCCACCGGAAAUCCCUUUGAACGUUGUAGAGGAGACGGUUCUGGAUGUAGAGAGGAAGUGGGAGAUGGAUAAAACCGAAACUCCGCCCUCUGCAGAAUGUACGAUUGAAGAACCGACAGCACCUGCUGCAGCGGGUACGAUUGAGGAACCGACAGCAUCCGCUGCUGUUGAAGAAAGCGAACUGAAGCGAAAGAAAGAUAGGAAGAAGGACAGAAGAGAGAGAACGAAGAAGAAAAAGCACCUCGAGGAUCCGCCUCAUUUUGUGGAUCAAAAAUGCGAAGAAAGCGUGGUCAAUAUCGAAGAGCCUCGAUCGGAAGUGGUGGAAGAUCUCCCUGUGGCUAUCGAAGACUCAGAAGAGAUGCCGGUGUUGGAGAAGGCCACUUACGAUGAAAGCGAAGCGAAUAUUGUGUACCACAUAAAUGAUUCCAACGUUGUCUUGCAAAUUGCGGAUGAGCUUCUGGAAAUUAAUGUUACAGUGCAGAAUGGAAAGAAGCUCAUUUUGGUGAAGACCUUUUCCGAUGCCGUAAUAAUGAAUAAUACGGACAGCUGUCCGAUCUUGGAGGACCAGACUACUGUAGUUCAAACGAAGCCCCCUCCCGUUGAGCAUCCAGUUCUCGACAACUACGCAAACGUCACCGUGGAUAAUGUAGAGAUGUACGUCAAGGAGAUCUGCGAAGGACCCGACAUUCCCAUCGAGAACGAAGUAUGCGUGUUCAACGAGGAGGUCGUGUCGAGCUCUACGGAAGCGGGGUCCUUGCCGAAAGCGGCGACGGAACAGGCUCCCGCGCCGACUGCUCCCGAAGAAAAAAAGGUCGAAAAGAAGAAGAGUCCGAAAAAAAAAACUGUAACAUGGCUAGAUCAAGCCGAGCCGAAGAGGUGCCUUGAUACCAAACCAACUUUCCCCAAAACUCCCAAAACGAAAGCUGCCUUGAAACUAAUCGAACCACACCAAACGAAAAUGAAAGAUCACUGCGUGCCUUCCAAGACGAAAAGCUCGAUCGCCGAAAAGAUCGCCAAGCUCAAAAAGCCGCCGAGGCUCGACGGCAACAAGCCGACGAAGCAGCAGAAGGCGGAGAAGCCAAAGAAGAACGAAUCUCACCCGCGAAGCAUUCCGAAACCGAAGGAGAGGACGAAACCGAAGAAGCCGAUCGCGGAUCCUAGGAAAGCGAAAUUUUUUAGUCGACAAGCCCCAGUUAACAUCGACUCCCUGUACAGGAUGAGCAUCGAGCCCGAGAAUUUGGCAAAGAUUCAGAAGGAGCCCGAGGUGGUCAAGGCGAAAAUCGACGUGGAGGAGCCUCAACCGCCUUUAAUCAGCGUGCAGGAGAACAGCAUAACGUCGUCCACUUGCCAGGAGACGGAGGCCACGCAGAGGGAGCGCGCCAACAAAUUGAUUCAGCAAAUUAACGACGAUUGGGAGGACGAGGAGGACGGCGGUAAAAUCGUCGAGUCUAACACGCGCAGAUUGAGCUUGCAGGAGUACAACGACCGAAAACGCACGGGCUCGCUGACUGAGCCCGAGCGGUGCAGCUUCGCCGGCCCCGACCUUACGAGUAAUUUACUGGGGAACGUCGCGGGUAUACGGCGCAAGGUCUCGCCGAAAUCGCCCGAGCUCAGCGUCAAAUUCAUCAAUAAGACCUAUUCGCGAACUUCGUCCUUCGAAAGUGGCAGUCCCCCUCACAAGACGGAGGAGUCGUUGUCGAGCAGUAUCGAGCUGCAGCUGCCGAAACGCAACCGGGUACUGCCGACGCCGAACUACAACCAGGAAUACCUGAAGAAGGCGCUGAUGAACGACCUGCACACCGUAAACCAGAUCACCGCCACCUUAAUUCGGGAAAACCAGGAGUUGAUGCGUCGAUUUCUCGAGCAGCAGCGACUGACGGCGGGCGAGUUGAAAAAGGUGAAGCAGAUCAUACGCUAUAAACGCCUAGUUCAGCAUUUGACGACGAUGAGGGUUAAGGAGGUGGAGCCGAAUAAUAACGUGAUCCGACGGGAAUCUCCCGUCAGCACCGGCGAGAGGCGCCGAAAGAGGCGGUUUCGAUUUUUAUACUCGGACGACGAGUACGAGGGCGACUCGUCGAACAGUUCCCCUCUUAUAGUGAACGAUACUUGCCUUAAACGAGCGCGCGUCGAAAAUUUAGUGCCUGACUAUUCGGUGCAUCAAAGCAAUUCACAGGGUCAGCUAACCUUAGUCUUUAAAAGGAACGUUAAAAGUGAUCCGAGAAUGCAACCCUUUGUUAAACUCGAACGUUUACCUAGUCUCGAUAGGCUAGCGCUUAAUCUAUAAGUGUUAUGUUUAUUAUGAAUAACGGGACCAAAGUUACUUUAGCGCUAAUAUUUUUUUAGUCAUCGGAGGGUCCUUCUCCGAUUAGUUAAUUUUGUUAUACGAUGCAAAGUUUAUACCAAAAGGUGCGAGUCGAAAUCAAUGCAGAAAGUAGCCCCCCCUCACCCUUUACUGAUCUCGCACGCGAGUGUAACAAUCUUCAUCAAAUAUUAGAGAAGCCGAAUCUUGUCUUGGUGAUCGCAUACGAUGGUCAAAGGAGGAAUUUCUGAAAACUGAUCAUUUUCUAGUCAUCUGUUACCAAUCGCCGGCUGCUUUCUGCAGUCCAAUUUCGACUUGUCUGUAAAUUUAACUGAUUCAUAUGGACUUGAUUGUUAAGUUUGUUAUAAUUUUAUAAAAGAGAAACUGUUACAGGUAGAUUUUGUUUAAACAUUCUCAUUUCAUGUUCCUACGAGAUAUUUGAAAAAAUUGUAUUAGGUAAUUUUUGUUGAAUUUGAACGCAAUGGAUGGUAUAAUUUAUUUGCUCAGUUAUAUCACGUUGUUGUACAUAAUAUUUAGUACAAAAGUUGUUGGGCCAGUGUAACGUUCCAAUUUAAAGUAGAGACGAUGUUAAAGAUGUGUAUGUAGUUUAUGUAUCGAUAUCUAUAUCAAAAGUUAGUUCUAUCUCAAAUCUCAUAUUCUUUAUAGUAAUUUAUUGAUAUUUUGGAACUGUCUUUAAUGUUACGAUUGAAAUAAAAUUGCACCGAGUGUGCUUUAGAUGUUAAAUGUAGCUCAUUUUGCAGUAUUAAAAUUAAAAGUGGCCUUUAAUGUUUUGCGUGUGUGUGUGUGUUAAUUAUGUACUAUCAAGAAACCGAAACAAGAGAAAGCACACAGUUCUCCAAAGCGCAUGAAUUUCCAAAGUUGUAAAUAAAAAGAAAAAUUCCAUAUCUAAGGUUGUGAACCUACGGACGAUUUAAAUUAUAGUCCCAUAAAUAUAAUAUUGUAUAUUUUGUAGUGGUAUACAAACAAAAAACUAUUGCAAGCAACUUUUGUACAGUUGACCGUUCGGUGAACGGUUCGCCUUUACAGAUACUGUUGUAAACUUGUAUUUGUUCGCGGUCAAAUUCCGACAGAAAUUUUCGAUAGAAGAUACUAAAUUUUGGGUGCCUUGUCUGGUUUGGCCGACGAAUAAUAAUUAGCACGUGUGUUAAUAAAGAAUGAAAGCUUU